Messenger RNA from Desarmillaria tabescens, 1842 nucleotides. RefSeq lists its product as uncharacterized. Bases 1 to 1842 code for a protein of 613 amino acids. The record is from RefSeq and is a predicted model, not a curated record. Lineage: Eukaryota; Fungi; Basidiomycota; Agaricomycetes; Agaricales; Physalacriaceae. The transcript is spliced from 16 exons.
AUGUGCUUGCUUCUGAUCUUAGGCACCGGUAUCACUUUUAGUGUCUUAAAUGGGGCGGUUGCACAGCUCUCUCCAAAGAAAUAUCUUACCCUGCCACUUGGUGAGGUAUGGCCCCUUGGUUGGCUGAACGAUCAGCUUGACGUCCAGACCAAUGGUAUGGCCGGACAUCUACACGAGUUUUAUAACUAUGUCAAGGACAGUGACUGGAUCAGCAGCUUUUCUUCCUAUUCCAACCUCAAAGAAGCUGGAAGCUACUGGUUCAAUGGGAUGGUGCCUCAUGGCGUCCUUACCUCAAACUCUGAGAUACAAGCACAGGCAUACCAAUUCCUCGACUAUGUUCUCACCCAUCAAGAAACCACUGGAUGGCUCGGACCCGAGGCAGGUAAUAACUGCACAAGAUACCUCUGGGGUCGUUACCCUUUCUUUUUUGGAGCAAUCCAAAUGGUCGAAUAUAAUUCAUCGCUUAUGGACCGCGUUGUUACCGCCAUGCAUAAUUUCGUCCCUCUGGCAAACGAAAUGAUUAGAAAGGGAGAGGGUUUGGAGGUUUGGACGAACGCAAGAUGGGAAGAUUUUGUAAUUACCCUCCAGUGGCUGUAUGACUAUCACCCCAAUGGGAACGAGGACCUUCUUUUGGACACUAUGCUCCAGCUCAAGUGGAGUGGCAUGCCAUGGGAGGAAGUAUUUCAAGUAGAGUGGCAUGGUGUGAACGUCGCAGAGGGCAUGAAAGCACUUCCUGCUACAUACCGCUUCACCCAUAAUCAAUCUGACUUGGACCUCGCAUCCACUGGCUGGGAUCUCUUGUUCGAAACAGAAUUAUGCACAGUCAUGGAGACUAUGUUCAGCGGUUCAUAUUUGUACCAGAUGAUUGGGGACACAAAGUUCCUGGAUAGGGUUGAGAGGAUCACUUAUAAUGCGUUACCCGGAACGCUAAUGGGAGACAUGUGGGCAAGACAGUAUGACCAACAGCAGAAUCAGAUCACAUCGAAGAACAUGACACCAGAUCCUUUUGCUGUAAACUCUGGGUAUGCCAACGUCUUUGGAUUAGAACCCUAUUACCUAUGCUGCACCGUCAACCACCCUCAAGGCUAUCCGAAAUUCAUAACUAAUUCAUUCCUGACCACAGCGGACCAGUCCUCUCUCGUCCAGGCUUAUCUCGGUCCCUUGAAGGCAUCUACAAUGCUAUCCAGAAACAAUGCGGUGACCAUCAGCGUCGAUACACUAUACCCGUUCAGCGAUAUGUUAUCAUACAUUGUCACUGCAUCCAAGGCAUUCACGUUCUAUGUGCGCAUAUCAAGCUGGGUCGUUGAUGGAACAAUUGCGAUGAACGGAGGCUCGACCGAACCAAUGUCUCCUAGUAAUAGUUUAUUCGCAAUCACUAUUCCUUCUGGGACCACAAAAUUUGUAUUAAACCUCCCUGCUGAGAUAACCACUGAAAGUCGUCUCCAUGGUGCUGUUGCUCUUCACCGAGGUCCCCUUCACUAUGCACUCAAUGUAACCUUCAACAAAACGAUUAUCAAAGCAAACACCAUUGAGCCCCGCGCCUCUGACUAUGAGUUUGAGGCCACUUCACCAUGGGCCUACGCUAUCGACCCAUCUACAGCUCAAUACGUCUAUGCCUCCCCAGCUGAUGGCGUUCUCCCUUCGCCAAUCUUUGACAAGGGAUCACCACCUGGUUCAAUUACUGUAUCAGCGUGCUCGAUUGAGUGGGGACUCGCAGGGGCUACAUUCGUUAAUGUUCCCCCAACGAAACUGAGAUGUAUUGGGAGUGUUGAGACUAUUGUGCUUAAACCUUAUGGGUCGACCAAGUUGAGGAUUAGCGAGUUCCCGGUUUUCAGUUCUUAG